Brassica napus (rape) is the source of this 528-nucleotide messenger RNA. RefSeq names its product protein SRC2-like. The transcript has a single exon. Bases 1 to 528 code for a protein of 175 amino acids. NCBI's taxonomy places the organism in Eukaryota, Viridiplantae, Streptophyta, Magnoliopsida, Brassicales, Brassicaceae. Gene Ontology annotation, biological process: defense response. The record is from RefSeq and is a predicted model, not a curated record.
AUGAACGUUUACGCCGUCAUAACCCUUUCGGGAGACAAAAAGAUUCAGAAAGCGAAAACCGGCGUAGAUCGCUACGGUGGAUCUAACCCUAACUGGAAUCAUGCCGUCAAAUUUUCCGUCAAUGAGAGAUUAGCCGGAGAAGGUCGUCUAACACUCGUCGUGGGAUUGUUCUCCAGUCGACUCCUAGGCAAUAAAGAUAUUGGUGAGGUCGAGGUCCCAUUGGGAUACCUCUUACCGUCAACUAAUGGUAACGGUAAUGGCCAUGAAAUGAAGUUUGUGACGUAUCAGGUGAGAACUCCGUCUGAGAAAAUGAAAGGUUCUUUGACUUUCUCGUACCGGUUCGGUGGGACACCAAUUAUUUCCGGUCCGGCUUACCAACAGGUACCAGCUUCGUGGGCUUCGCCGAGUCAGCAUGGUUAUGGACCGCAUUGUUACAUGCCGCAGCCGCCGCCACCGCCGCAGAAUGAAGAAAUAACGUUGCAGAAAGCUGGUCUUGUUGUUUCAGCACUGUCGUUAUUUCGUGAGUGA